Messenger RNA from Motacilla alba alba, 1746 nucleotides. RefSeq names its product scavenger receptor cysteine rich family member with 4 domains (gene SSC4D). The transcript is spliced from 10 exons. Bases 10 to 1668 code for a protein of 552 amino acids. NCBI's taxonomy places the organism in Eukaryota, Metazoa, Chordata, Aves, Passeriformes, Motacillidae. The record is from RefSeq and is a predicted model, not a curated record. Gene Ontology annotation, cellular component: membrane.
GCAGCAGCAAUGACACCCUGUCCCUGUCCGGACACCCGGCACGGCACAAGGAGGCUGGACACCGAGGUGCUGCCUCUCUCCUUGAUGCCAGCCACGCUCCUCAUCCUCCUCAUCCUCCUCAGCCCCGCCGGCACCACCUCUGAGCCCGAGACGUUGCCAUUCCCAGAGAUCCGCCUGGCCAACGGGCCCAGCCGCUGCCAGGGCCGAGUGGAGAUCCUCUACAACGGCUCCUGGGGCACGGUCUGCGACGACGACUGGGACAUCGUGGAUGCCAACGUGGUGUGUCGCCAGCUGGGCUGCGGCCACGCCAUCACCCUGCCGCCCGCCAUGACCUUCGGCCAGGGCAGUGGGCCCAUCUUCCUGGACAACGUGGACUGCAAGGGCCCGGAGGCAGCCCUGAGUGAGUGCUGGAGCCACGGCUGGGGCAUCCACAACUGCUACCACUACGAGGACGUGGCUGUCGCGUGCAACGGUAACGAGGUUCCAGGUGACGGCAGCAUCCGCCUGGUGAGCGGCCCCGACACCUGCCAGGGCCGGGUGGAGAUCUUCUACCGUGGGAACUGGGGCACCGUCUGCGACGACGACUGGGGCCUGAGCGAUGCCAGCGUGGUCUGCAAGCAGCUGGGCUGCGGGCAAGCCCUGGAUUACAAGAGCAAUGCCUAUUUUGGCUAUGGAACGGGACGGAUCCUCCUGGACAACGUCAACUGUGACGGCAGCGAGCCCUUCCUGUCCGCCUGCUACAGCCUGGGCUGGGGCAUCCAUAACUGCGGCCACCACGAGGACGCUGGGGUCAUCUGCGCAGGACUGGACACAUCCACCAUCACAUCGUUCACCACCUCGGUGGCCCUGGACUCCGAGGAGACGCUCACAGCCACGGCCACAGCAGUGACAGACAGCAGGGACCAGCCCUCCCAGGCCACCGAGGUGGUCACCACCACGCUGCUGACCAUCGAGCAGGAAAGUGGCGGCUUGCGGCUGGCGAACGGCAACGGGAGCUGCCGCGGGCGGGUGGAGGUGCGGCACGGCGGCACCUGGGGCACCGUCUGCGACGACGACUGGGACUUCCCCGACGCGCAGGUGGUUUGCCGGCAGCUGGGCUGCGGCACCGCCCUCGCCGCCACCGUGCUCGGCUCCUUCGGCUACGGCAGCGGGCCCGUGCUGCUGGACAACGUGGGCUGCGGCGGCGGCGAGGCGCGCCUGGCCGACUGCUUCCACCUGGGCUGGGGACAGCACAACUGCGGCCACCACGAGGACGCCGGGGUCAUCUGCCGAGGUGCUGAUGACACUGAAGACCAUUUCCAAGAGGCCACUGCCACAACCACCACAUUGGCUCCAACUCGUCCCAAGGAGGGGUCCCUGCGCCUGGUGAACGGCAGCCACCGGUGCGAGGGGCGCGUGGAGAUGUUCUACCUGUCCCAGUGGGGCACGGUGUGCGACGACGCCUGGGACCUGCGGGAUGCCAAGGUGGUGUGCAGGCAGCUGGGCUGCGGGCACGCCCUGGCAGCCUGGGGGGAGGCACGCUACGGCCAAGGCACCGGCUACAUCUUCCUAGACAACCUCAAGUGCAAGGGCCACGAGCCCUCGCUGCUGCGCUGCUCCCACAUCCGCUGGGACGUCCACAACUGCGACCACUCCGAGGAUGCCGGUGCUCUCUGUGACAUCCUAUGACCCUCCCGCAGCUCAGGUGGAAAGACCCAGCCUGCAGCACCAGUCACCCUCACCACCAAGUGUUUGAUUGCUACUGGG